AUGAGCUUUAACAACAGAGAUAAUGAUCAGGGAAUAGAGCCCAAGCGUUUGUUAUGGCAAAACACGUCGUCUUACCAAGCCAGCAGCAAUAUUUUACUCGUCACCAUCGUUGCUUUCACUAUUAUCAUCAUCAUCGUCUUUGCUUACCAUCUAUACGCAAGAUUCGUUCUCGGCCGCCAUCGACCCACCUUCCAAGGCCAGUCUUUCACCGUCAUUACUCAACCGCCCAAACGUGGCCUCGACAAAGUUGCAAUUGCUUCUCUCCCUACAUUCAUUGUUGGAGUCAACGGUGAUGAUGGCUCGGCUACGGAGUGUGCAGUGUGUCUAACCUUGUUGGAGGAGAAAGAUAUGGCGAGGAUGCUACCAAACUGCAAGCACGUGUUUCACGUGACAUGCGUUGACACAUGGCUCACCACGAGCUCUAGUUGUCCCAUUUGUAGAACUGAAGUCGAGCCGGGUCAAAGGCUUGAGCCUGAGCCAAGAGAAGGGCCAGUUUGGGACGGUGCAUCUUCGUCGGAUUACAAGAGUGGCAGUGGCGUGUCAUCGGUUGUGAGGUUAGAUUCGUUUCGGAGGAUUCUGACAAGAGAAAGAUCUUCGGACAGGAACGAUCAUUCUCGCGUUGACCAAGAUCGUGUAUUAGAUCUUGAAAGACAAUGA
Messenger RNA from Eruca vesicaria subsp. sativa (arugula), 657 nucleotides. Lineage: Eukaryota; Viridiplantae; Streptophyta; Magnoliopsida; Brassicales; Brassicaceae. The record is from the annotation of a GenBank genome assembly.